This is a messenger RNA of Penicillium oxalicum, 1278 nucleotides long. Its product is annotated as indoleamine 2,3-dioxygenase. Gene Ontology annotation, cellular component: cytoplasm. The record is from RefSeq and is a predicted model, not a curated record. Bases 1 to 1278 code for a protein of 425 amino acids. Gene Ontology annotation, molecular function: heme binding; indoleamine 2,3-dioxygenase activity; metal ion binding. Lineage: Eukaryota; Fungi; Ascomycota; Eurotiomycetes; Eurotiales; Aspergillaceae. Gene Ontology annotation, biological process: 'de novo' NAD+ biosynthetic process from L-tryptophan. The transcript has 3 exons.
AUGAUUACCUCGCCCAGAAUCCAUCUUGGUGACUAUGCAGUCUCUCCAGUGCAUGGCUUCCUGCCCACUGGUCUGCCUUUACGGAUCUUGCCUCACAACUACUAUGCUCCAUGGGAGAAGCUCGCUGGCCAGCUGCCCACUUUGAUCAAGACGGGUCAGAUCAGAGACCUUGUUGAUGAUCUGCCUGUUUUGACAACCACAUGGCUGCAGUCAGAAGCUGAAUGGCGGCGGGCAUACUCUAUCUUGGGGUUUCUCACCCAUGCCUACAUUUGGGGAGGUGAGAAGCCGAAAGACGUUCUCCCACCCUGCAUCUCGAAGCCAUUCCUUGAGAUCUCCCGGGCGCUUGGACUUCCACCGUGUGCAACUUACGCAGCCGUCACGCUCUGGAAUUUCACCAGUAUCUCCGACACCAAUGUGACUGAACCAGAUCACCUCUCAGUUUUGACUUCCUUCACCGGCACCAAAGAUGAGGAAUGGUUCAUGGUGAUUUCAGUUGCCAUCGAGGCCAAAGGCGCUCGACUGCUCCCAUUGAUGCUGGAUGCCAUCGAGGCUGUGACUGCCCAAGAUACCUCCCAGCUGACGGCCUUGCUCUGUCGAUUCACCGAUGGUCUGGUAGAUCUGACCAGAACACUCAACCGGAUGUAUGAGCACAACCAGCCGCAUGUCUUCUUCCAUCAGCUCCGGCCAUUCCUAGCAGGUAGCAAAAACAUGGCUGCUGCUGGUUUGCCAAAUGGCGUCUUCUACGAUGUGGGCCACGGUGAUGGGGAAUGGCACCAAUACAGUGGCGGCAGCAAUGCCCAAAGCUCUCUGAUUCAAACCUUUGAUAUUUUCCUUGGAGUCAGCCACUCGGCGACGGGAGGCACAAGUAUGAAGUCUUCAGGCACAAGCUACAUUCAGGAAAUGAGAAAUUACAUGCCAGCCUCGCACAAGCGCUAUCUGGAAGCCCUCUCGUCACUCUCUAACAUCCGCCCAUUCGUCAACUCCCCCCAGGUCGACUCCUCAUUGAAAGAAGCGUACAAUGCCGCCGUCCUGGCCCUGACAUCUUUCCGAGAUGCUCAUAUUCAAAUGGUGUCGCGGUACAUUAUCGUACCCGCCCGCAAGCAUACUCCACCGGACCUCAAGGUCAAGUCUGGGGACACGAUCAAUCUGGCUACAGCGAGUGCUCAAGCCAAAGGGUCAAGUGAGACAAAUUCCAUGGGGCUGUCUGGUACGGGAGGCACAAGUUUGAUUCCCUUCUUGAAACACACGCGGGACACGACCAAGUCAGCGACAUGUUGA